Geodia barretti is the source of this 1143-nucleotide messenger RNA. The record is from the annotation of a GenBank genome assembly. Lineage: Eukaryota; Metazoa; Porifera; Demospongiae; Tetractinellida; Geodiidae.
GGCGGCGGCGUUCACGGCCUGUCCACCGCGUACUACCUCACCAAGCUGGGCGUCAAGGACAUUGCCGUUCUUGACAGGGGCUACCUCGGCGGCGGGGCCAGUGCGCGCACCACGGCAAUCAUCCGCUCCAACUACCUGACCGUCGAGGGAAUCCCAUUUUUCGAUCAGAGCGUUAAGCUAUACGAAGGUCUUGCCAAAGAACUGAAUUUCAACAUGCUGUUCAACCAGAUGGGGCGGCUGGAUCUCGGACACACCGACGCUGCCCUGUACGCGCUGCGUAUGCGCACCGAAUUCAAUCGCAUCCUCGGCGUGGACAGCAAGAUGGUCGGCCCCCAGGAGAUCAAGCAGCUCGUCCCCUCGAUGAGCCUGCGCGAGGGCCUUUCGUACCCCAUUCUCGGAGCGCUCUACCACCCGCCCUGUGGCGUGAUCCGCCAUGACGCGGUGGUCUGGGGGUUCGGACGGGGCGCGGACCGCGGAGGCGCCGAGCUCCACCCCUUUACCGAAGUUACAGCCAUCGACCGCGCCAACGGGCGUGUGACCGGCGUCCAGACCACUCGAGGCUUCGUCGGCGCAGAGAUCGUGCUCAACGCCACAGCCGGCUGGAGCAGCGAAGUGGCCCGCCUUGCAGGAGUUGACCUUCCCAUCACCACGCACCCCCUGCAGGCGAUGGUCACCGAGCCGCUGAAGCCUUUCCUGGACAAGACCAUUUCCUCGGCCAACCUACACGCCUAUGUCUACCAGACCGAUCGCGGUGAGGUUGUUAUUGGCGGUGGAGUCGACCCGUACCCGUCCUACAGUAUGCGUUCGGCGCUCCUGCCCAUGGAGCAACUCGCCGGCCACACCCUCGAAAUGUUCCCCUGCCUCUCCAAAGUGAAGGUCCUGCGACAAUGGGCCGGCCUCUGCGACAUGACGCCCGACUAUGCCCCCAUAAUGGGCCCGGUCGACGGCCUGGACGGAUUCAUUGUCUCCUGCGGCUGGGGAAGCUGGGGCUUCAAGGCUGCGCCCGCCGCCGGCAAGAACAUCGCCAGCCUGAUCGCCACCGGCGAAACGCCAGACCUGAUCAGGCCCUUUCGAUUGUCCCGCUUCCACGAGGGCAAGCUGGUCAACGAACGCGCCGCCGCCCCCGCCGCUGCUAUCCACUGA